Molecule: messenger RNA, 1074 nt
Organism: Coniosporium apollinis CBS 100218
Lineage: Eukaryota; Fungi; Ascomycota; Dothideomycetes
Exons: 1
Coding region: 1-1074 (357 amino acids)
Molecular function (GO): carbon-sulfur lyase activity
Source: RefSeq, a predicted model, not a curated record
AUGGCCUCGACCGCCAGCGUAACCGCCUCCUGCCUCUGCGGCACCUCAACCUACCCUUUCACGCUCCCCACAUCCUCUCUCCCCCUCCCGGCCCGCUUCUGCCACUGCACCACCUGCCGCCACACCUCCGGCGUCCUCUGCACAACCUACAUCACCGUCCCUCCGGACCUAAACCCGGCGCCAGACUUCUCCACCCUGACGCCGUACGACAGCUCCGACCGCCUGACGCGCUACUUCUGCAGCACAUGCGGCACGCACAUGUUCGUGCGUGAGCGGGCCUCGGGCCGGCUGAUCGUCUGCACCGGCGUGCUUAACAAAACCGCCGGGAUCGUGCAGCCUGUCGGGCACGAAUGGCUCGGCGACACGCGGGACGGCGGCGCGAGCGACUGGCUUCGCGCCAUCGAGGGUAGAGCGCAGGACCGGUGGCUCGGCGACGAGGAGAAGAGCGAGGCGGCUCCACUGAACUGGCGAAGCGCGUCCAGACACACCGGCACAGCCGCGUCUGCUGAGGCUAAACCGGCGGACAGGCUCCACGCACACUGCCACUGCAACGGCGUCUCCUUCUCCAUCUCGCGUCCCAGCGUCCACUCCCUUGACGCCGGCCCAGCGCCAUACCACUCCGGCGCCUCCGCCGAAGAUCCCGCCAACGAACCUUGGUGGCUCCGCGCCAACAGGACCAAGUUCCUAGCCGGCACCUGCGCCUGCCGUUCCUGCCGUCUAGCUUCCGGCUUCGACUUCGUAGCCUGGGCGUUCGUGCCCACCGCCAACAUCACGCUCGAGGACGGGAGUCCGUUCAAGCGGUAUUUCGGCAGUAUCAGAACGUUUGAGAGCUCCCCGGGGACGAAGAGGGCGUUUUGCGGCGUCUGUGGCGCGAGUGUGUUUUGGGAUGGGCGGGAGGGGCUGUUGGAUGUGGCGGUUGGGUUGCUGGAUGCGGAGGGCGGGGUUAGGGCGGAGGGGUGGGUGGAGUGGUGGACAAGGAGGGUGAGUUUUGGGGAGGAGGCGGUAAAUGGAAGUCUGAUUGGGGCGCUGGAGGAGGGCUUGAAGACAUGGGGUGGCGCGCGUGACGAUGCGUAG